AUGGGAAACAUAAGCUGCCUUUCAGACCUGAUUAAGAAGCAUUUUACUUUAUGGCUGUACACAUAUUUUCUGAGAUGCGAGGCCUCAAAAUUAGCUCCUCAGAAAACUGGAGUUUCAGAGGAAGGGUAUGUGAGGUUGGAAAAGCAGUCCUUGGGGGAAACCAUACUCAACUGUGAAGAAGUUAACAGGAAAGAACUCCUACUGGGAUUUCUUAGUACUAAUGUGGUUCAAGUGUUCUUUUUAGAGGUAAGGGACAAGAAAUCUAAACUUCAUGAGAUAGGUUUAGAAAUCCUCUAUAGAAGAAGAUUUGAGAGGGCGGUGAGUGUGCUGAGGGGUCUGGCGGUGGCCGGUGGAGGAGAGAGUAGCGAGAGCGACGAUGACGGAUGGGAGAUUGGGUACCUCGACCGCAAGUCUCAGAAAUUAAGAGGACCAUUACCUGCUGAAGAAAAGAGUGAGACAUUUAAGAGAGCACUGACCACUGGAGAUAUUUCGUUGGUCAAGGAGCUCCUAGAUUCUGGUGAGAGACAAGGCAUUAGUGUAGAUUCCAGCUUUCGAUGUGGAUGGACUCCCCUUAUGUAUACUGCUAGCGUUGCCAAUGUAGAACUUGUUCGAGUCCUUUUGGACAAAGGUGCUAAUGCAAGCUUUGAUAAGGAUAAGCAAACUAUUUUGAUAACUGCGUGCUCUGCUCGUGGCUCAGAACAGAUUUUGAAGUGUGUAGAGCUACUACUUUCAAGAAAUGCUGACCCAAAUGUCCCUUGUAGGAGACUUAUGACUCCAAUCAUGUAUGCUGCACGAGAUGGCCACCCUCAGGUUGUGGCUCUCCUUGUUGCUCAUGGAGCGGAAAUUAACACCCAGGAUGAGAAUGGCUAUACUGCUUUAACAUGGGCAUCACGUCAAGGUCAUAAAAAUGUAGUUUUGAAGUUGCUGGAACUUGGAGCUAAUAAAAUGCUACAAACCAAAGAUGGAAAGACACCAAGUGAGAUUGCAAAAAGAAAUAAACAUCUUGAGAUCUUCAACUUGCUUUCUUUGACUUUAAAUCCAGUAGAAGGAAAGCUUCAACAGCUAACUAAAGAAGAGACUAUUUGUAAACUACUGACAACAGAUUCUGAUAAAGAUAAAGAUAACAUAUUUAGUUCAUACACAGCAUUUGGAGAUCUGGAAAUAUUUUUACAUGGUCUUGGACUUGAACAUAUGACAGAUGUAUUAAAGGAAAGGGAUAUAACUUUAAGACACCUGUUGACCAUGAGGAAAGAUGAGUUUAUAAAGAAUGGAAUUAGUAGUAAAGAUCAGCAGAAAAUUCUGGCUGCUCUUAAAGAACUAGAGGUAGAAGAGAUAAAAUUUGGAGAAUUACCUGAAGUGGCAAAGUUAGAAAUCAGUGGUGAUGAGUUCCUCAACUUUCUUUUAAUUAAACAGUGUGGCCACUUAAUAACAGCUGUACAGAAUAUCAUUGCUGAGUUACCUGUAAAUUCUCACAAGAUAGUACCAGAAUGGGCUGCUUCCCGAAAUUUUAAUUCAGUUUGUGAAGAACUCGUUAGUAAUGUUGAAGAUUUGAGUGAAGAGGUCUGCAAACUAAAGGACUUAAUUCAAAAGUUGCAAAGUGAACGGGAAGAUGAUCCAACUCAUAUACCUUUAAUGGAAGAAGUAUCUACAUGGAACAGUAGAAUUUUGAAGAGGACAGCUAUUUCAGUGUGUGGAUUUGGGUUUCUUCUUUUCAUUUGCAAGCUGACUUUUCAGAGAAAAUAA
Tupaia belangeri chinensis (Chinese tree shrew) is the source of this 1743-nucleotide messenger RNA. Its product is annotated as ankyrin repeat, SAM and basic leucine zipper domain-containing protein 1-like. The record is from RefSeq and is a predicted model, not a curated record. Gene Ontology annotation, molecular function: protein binding. Gene Ontology annotation, cellular component: pi-body. Lineage: Eukaryota; Metazoa; Chordata; Mammalia; Scandentia; Tupaiidae.